GCCUGGAAUAGCGUGCAGAGCCGGGUGCCAAAAUGAGCACGCACUGGCAGAGGUGGAGGAUCUUACAGAUAGUCUUUGCAACAAUUACAGCAGUCAUUACACAAGAUUUGAGCAGUAAAGAACUGACCGACAACAAGAGCCCAGUGCCUUUCCCUGUCUUCUUGCCGGUCAGCUACGAAGUUAAGGAUGCUGACUACCUCUUCCUAAAAGAGGUAGGACAGGACUUCAUGAGGAACUCCAGCAUGCAGAGUCACAUCCAGCCCUUUGUUAUUUUACGAGCCAGCCGCCAGCCGGCGGUCAACGCCAGCUAUCGCACCAUGUCCGCAGAGAAACCCGUGCCUCUAGAUAUGGUCCAGUCUGUGAAGCUCUUCAAUGCACCAGAGGUCUUUACCUUUAACUGGAAAAUCCAGGCCUUUGUCCUGACGCCUCGGGUUUUCUCCUCCAAGCCCAAAGUCAGGGUGCUCUUCUAUGUUGCAGGCAGGGAUUGGAACAGAGGGGAAGGCGCUGUGGAUGCGCUACCAUGUGUGACGGUGUAUGCGUUCUGGCAAACCCAGGAGGUGAGGGGUUCCUGUGCCAUAGGAGGUGAGAGGGGGACCUGCAUGGCCGAGCUGGUUCCUACGCCUGGCUGGUUUGCUCCAGGGUCAGAGGGCACCAGUAGAGAGAGGCAGGAUCCAUCUGCUGGGAACCCUGUGGAGCUGUACUACCAGGCUCAGCCAAAAGUCAGAGGGAAGUGCAAUUCUGUGGAUGGAAGUCGGUGGGGGGGUUCACAGCAGCAGGCAGAGUUUAUUCCUGUCACUCCCAUGCAGAGGAUUGGAAGCGUGCGUCUUCUGCAGGUGCCUAAGGGGAUGGCAACGCUUUCGCGCCUCAAGCUCGGCAAUGCCAUCGUCAUACGGACAUCCUCCAAACCUCUAAAGAAGACUGACAUCGCCACCUUCUACAUACUCAUGGCCAGCUCUGCUCAGCUGACUAACUUCACUCUCAGAGCAACAGUAAGGAAAGGUGUGACCUUUCGAACAGUAACACCCAGUAACUCUUUACUGUGGGACAUCACUCUGGAUUUGAGUGUGGAUGGAGCCAUCGCUGUUAUUUGUCAGAGAAAGGCUCCCAUACCUGGGAAAAGGCUUGAAAGCAGUUUGUUGGAGGUACUUCAAAUGGAUUUUGAAGUUGAAGAAUUGAGCAGCCCUCUCGUCAGCCAGGUAAUCAUAUGGAAGCUGGAGCUACCAUCCACAUCCAAAAACGGAGUCAAGACUGAAGGAGCCAUGAGGAUCUAUACCACUCAGAGAGACUUUGUCGGCCUAGCUCCUCUCGUAAUGGACACGGAGAUUCUGAACACCGCUGUGCUGACGGGAAAGAAGGUGGUGAUGCCUGUGAGGACGGUAGCUGUGGAGGAAGAUGGAGUAGUCACGGAUGUGUCUGAUUACACAGACUGUAGCUCCACUGAUGAAGACAUUCUCAAGGUGUCCGACAGGUGUGACUAUGUUUUCGUAAAUGGAAAAGAGGUUAAGGGGAAGAUAAAGAUGACGGUAAACUUCACCUACAGCUACCUGAGUGCUCAGCUCGAACUGAAUGUGUGGAUGCCCCGGCUUCCUCUCCAGAUUGAGGUGUCAGACACAGAGCUGAGCCAGAUCAAAAGCUGGAGGGUACCCAUCCUCACCUCAAAAAGAACUGGCUGGAACAGUGAUGAAGACGAUCGGAAGGGGAAGGGCUGUAUGCUGCAGUUUCAGCAUGCCCUUGUGAGGGUGCUAACCCAUUUCAUGGCAGAGCAAGAAGACCCCCGGGAUCCAAAGGCCUAUUUCCUAGGGUCUGAUUGGCAGGCGGAUGUUACAAGGUUGGUUCGAUACUUCAUGAAGGUGGAGGACACUCGAGUGGCUAGGCUGCAGGCAGGAAGAGUGCUGUCGGGGAAAGACUUUGGGACCACUGCCAUCCAGGUGUUUUCUCCACUAUCUGAUGCCAUCUUGGCUAAAACAACUAUCAGAGUUGUGGAUGACAAAGUGACCAUCACAGAGCUGGGGGUUCAGCUGGUUACAGGGCUCUCCAUGACAUUACAGCUCAGUGCAGGAAGCAACAGGGCCAUACUGGCUACCACAACCACACAGGAGGUGCUACAGAGUCCCAAACAGGAAGCUUUGGUCAGUGCCUGGAUACAAUUCAGUGAUGGCAAUCAGACACCUCUUGACAUUUAUGAUCAAUCCUUUUUCCGUGUGACGGUGACCUCUCUAGAUCAGGGAGUGGUGUCGGUGCAGGGCACGCCACCAGCUGUGGUGGCAGAAGGAGAGGGCGAGGGAGUCUUGGUCAGAGUAGAGAUGUCCAUCUGUGAGGCCUGUCAGAAGUCCAAACGCAAAAGUACUUUUGCAGUAGGCAACGGCACCCUCAAGGUCAAAUUUCAAGUGAACACUAAGCGAUCAGAUGGAAUAUUCGACAGCAGUACUGUUAGCAACAAGGAAACUGACUAUGGGAACGAUGGGGAAGAAGUGGAGCGUCAGAGGAAGCAGAGAAAGCCAUCCCAGGAUGCUUCACCACGCAUGCCAAACUUAGACAGAGAAGAAAGCGCCAUACAGAAGAUCACAACCACUAUUAAAUCUACAGAAAGAACCCUGAUAACCAGCGGUAGCCUCGGAGGAGUGGGUAAGACCAGUAAUUCAGGAAACCCUGGUAGUCCUACUACUGUGGCUAAUGUCAGCCUAAUGAGCAGCCCUGGUGGGAACAGCAAAGGAUACGGGUCAGACAACAUGAUAGUGGAGGAUAUGAGCAGCGUUAGCUUCACCAGCACGGUGAAGGUUCCCAGGAAUCUGGUAAACUCCAACAACUUUCCCACCAAGGUGGAGACCCCUGGGCAGGGGACGACAGAAAUAGAAGUUGGUGGUGAAGAAGUUUUGGCAAACAGGCCUCUAACAGACUUAGAGAUUGGCAUGUAUGCUUUGUUGGGUGUCUUUUGCCUGGCCAUCCUGGUUUUUCUGGUAAACUGUGUCUCAUAUGUUGUUAAGUUCAGGCACAAGAAACCGCCCUCUCACGGCCAGGAACCCACAGGCCACAGGCACGACUGGGUAUGGCUGGGCACAGAUGCUGAGCUGGUGAUGAGUGUGCCGGGCAGCCCGGUCCAGCAAGACUCCCAAACUACAACCACUGUGAUAGACAUUGGGCCUGAUAAGACUGGCUCUCUUUCCAGGAGGCCCAGUUGUCUGGCCUCCGUCACAGAUUCUCCCCUCAGUUGCGUAGGCUCCCUCAGAGGCAAACCAAUGCCCACAGAGUCCCUCCACUCGCCCACCAGCAAGAGAAAGAGAGUCCAGUUCACAACCUUCUCCACACUAGAGCGCCAGCAUUCACCACAUCUCCCACCCAGAGAGAACGGCCAUGGCAUCCAUUGGGUUGGAAAGGAGGACAGCUGUGGGGAGGAACCUCAAGUGCCCAUCACAGAGCCUGGGGACCGGUUAUAAUAGAGAACCUGAUCAGACCUCACAUGUACAGCAGAUGUGGCUUUGAUCACCUCAAUGCCUUUGCCAACUCUGAAAACUGUCGAGAAUUUAUGAUUUUGGAAUUGCCCUCCUCUACAUUUCAUUACCUAUCAAGGCCUUUUACAUGUACAUGUACUGUAUAUUAUUGUUAAUAUUGGAGAGUUAGAUGUGUGUGAUCGUGUUUGAGACGGCCAAUUCAGACGGACUCCCUUUUCACACAAAGCCACCAAAUAUUAAAGCUGCAUGUGGAUAUCUACUUCUAAAUUGUUGCACUCACAUGCUGAUGCAUAUAGUACAAAGACACCCAGAGAAAGUGUCUCCAAAUUGAAAAUAUAUCCUAUAUCAGCAUAAUCCCACACUGAUUUCAGUAGACAUAUGGCUUUGAUUAAAAUAAUAAGAACCAA
Neolamprologus brichardi is the source of this 3856-nucleotide messenger RNA. Its product is annotated as transmembrane protein 132D. The record is from RefSeq and is a predicted model, not a curated record. Lineage: Eukaryota; Metazoa; Chordata; Actinopteri; Cichliformes; Cichlidae.